GCCGUUCGGGAGCCGCCGGUGGGGCCCGCACCGGGAGCAGCGGCCCCGAGGGGGAUGAGGGUGCCUCCGGGGCCCGAGCCCGUCCGCUAUGGCAGCAGUGGGAUGGAGCCUGGUCCGCGCCGCCGCCAGGCACAGUUUCAGAGGCUCCCAUCUCCUCGUGCACUCCAGUUCCCCGCUCUCCCCAGCAGUUGCUUUUGCCCAAGCAGUGGAUCCUGGUUUAAGCUGGACCUGUGUCAGAGACUCUGAGAACCAUCUGUGCCGUGCUCCCGUGGGUACCAUCCUGCCCCAUCCACUGGCUGCAUCCCUGCGGGCAUUCCACACCUCCAGCUGCUCACACCAGGAAGAACCCACAUCCCGCAGCGAUGUGACCCAUAAGGCUCAUCCUGACACAGAGAGGCCCAAGGGGACAAGGUCUUUACGCCAACGAGUUGUGGGGGAACUGAAGCAUUAUUACAAUGGAUUCCACUUGCUUUGGAUCGACACAAAGGUGGCUGCCAGGAUGGUGUGGAGGCUGCUGCAUGGCCAGGUCCUCACUAGGAGGGAGAGAAGAAGGCUGCUGAGAACUUGUGCAGAUCUCUUCCGCCUGGUUCCCUUCCUGGUGUUCGUCAUCGUCCCCUUCAUGGAGUUCCUGUUGCCUGUGUUCUUGAAGCUCUUCCCUGAAAUGCUGCCCUCGACGUUUGAGACGGAGUCAAAGAAGGAAGAGAAGCAGAAGAAGAGGUUAAACGCGAAGCUGGAGUUAGCCAAGUUCCUGCAGGAAACCAUUGCAGAGAUGGCCAAAAGGAACAAAGUGGAAUCAGCACAAGGAAAACAAUUCUCCUCUUAUGUGCACCAGAUCCGUCGCAGCGGCCACCAGCCCAGCACCCAGGACAUCGUGCGCUUCUCCAAGCUCUUUGAGGACGAGCUCACCCUGGAGCACUUGGAACGGCCUCAGCUGGUGGCUCUGUGCAAGCUGCUUGAGCUGCAGCCCAUUGGCACCAACAACCUGCUCCGCUUCCAGCUCCUGCUCCGGCUCAGAACCAUCAAGGCAGACGAUGAGCUGAUUGCCAAGGAAGGAGUCAAUGGCCUGAGUGUGUCCGAGCUGCAGAGCGCGUGCAGAGCCAGAGGGAUGCGGUCACUGGGGCUCUCAGAGGAGCAACUGAAGGAACAGCUCAGACAGUGGCUGGAUCUGCAUUUGAAAGAGAACGUUCCACCUUCUCUGCUCCUGCUUUCCCGUGCCUUGUACUUGAUAGAUACAAAGCCACAACCUGCUCCAGGUCCCCAAAAGCAGAGAGGUGAAACUGCUCCAGUCACGACAUCCACUCUCGAAGGCCAAGAGACCCUGAUGGAUCCUGCCCCUGGUGUACAGGGAGGAAAGGUUGGGAAAGAGCAAUCUCUGAGUAGGACAAUGAGGCUGAUGAAGAGGUUGUAUCCCAGCCAACAGAGCAAUUGCCAGGCUCAGAAGUGCCAGCAAAGCCUCCCCCUCAAGAGACCCAAAUGGAAGCAUCUCGGAGCAGCAAAGCCAGCGCCAAUGGAGCAUAGCCUGGAGCCAGCGAGGACUGUGUGACACCGGGAGAGCAGCACUGUCCCCUCUGCCCCUCCUCGGAAGGAAAGAGGGAUUCUCCCAGAGGAUGCAUCACCCAAAGAGGUGGCAGCAGCCCUUGGGGGCCUCUCCGUGUGCAGGCACUUACCUGGAUG
Molecule: messenger RNA, 1674 nt
Organism: Neopsephotus bourkii (Bourke's parrot)
Lineage: Eukaryota; Metazoa; Chordata; Aves; Psittaciformes; Psittacidae
Gene: LETM2
Product: leucine zipper and EF-hand containing transmembrane protein 2
Exons: 10
Coding region: 89-1543 (484 amino acids)
Biological process (GO): intracellular monoatomic cation homeostasis
Cellular component (GO): mitochondrial inner membrane
Molecular function (GO): ribosome binding
Source: RefSeq, a predicted model, not a curated record